CCGGGCUACUGGGGAUGAGGACUGACUGAGAUUUCACUGAAUUUUACUGCUGGCUCUCGCCUCUGGUGAAAUCAGAACUUAGUAUAAACUGAACACACUCCGGCUCCAGCGCCUGCAGGGAGAUACUUUUUCUAACCUGACUGCUGGGAGCAUUGAAACCUGCUCUCGUUUUUAAACACGGUGGCUCAAUGCUUAGCACGGCUGCCCCACAGGACCCGGGUUCGAUUCCAGCCUCGGACAACUGCCUGUUUGCAGUUUGCACAUUCUCCCUGUGUCUGCGUGGGUUUCCUCUCACAGUCCACAGAUGUGCAGUCACUAAGGCUCACAUUUGUCGUCUCUACGAUCGAUUUGAAGAGUUGGACAAAAAUAACAAGGGAACGUUGAGCCGGGAAGAUUUCCAACGGAUUGGAGAGCUUGCUGUGAACCCACUUGGAGAUCGGAUAAUCAAUGCUUUCUUCCCAAACGAGAAGCAGACUCUGGAUUUCCGCUCAUUCAUCCGGAUCCUGGCGUGCUUCCGACCCACAACGAAAGACAAGACCACCGAUCCCAAUGCACCAGAGCCGAUUAACAGUCGUACCAACAAGUUGCGGUUUGCUUUCCAACUGUACGACCUGGACGGAGAUGGGAAAAUCUCCAGGGAGGAACUUAUUCAGGUGCUUCGCAUGAUGUUGGAGGCACAAGUUACAGAUGACCAACUGGAGAGCAUCACUGAUCGAACAAUCCAGGAGGCUGACCUGGAUGGAGAUGGCGCCAUCUCAUUUGAAGAGUUCCGAAAGUCACUCGAGAAUAUUAAUUUGGAGCACAAGAUGAGCAUUCGAUUUCUCCAGUAAUGCCUGGACUGCUGCCCAGCGGAAGAUUCGCCCACGUUCUGUGUUCCUGAGGAGAGUAAAUGGACUGAGAUAGAAACUGCCAUGUUUUUGUUUCUGCUUUGAGAUUUCAGUGGCUUUCUUGAAUUCCUCUCACGUUUUGUUGAGUUUCUGCAGAGAGUUCGGGGUCUCUGCAGGGAGUGGGAGAUUUUGGCAUCGUUCCCAACCAGUCUAUCUUGUUCUCUGGCAAAAUGGGGAUUGCAAAUCCAUUUGGUGUUCUGGAAUCAAACAGCAGAAAAGUCAGUCAGGGUUUCCACUCUGGGCAGAAUUUAAUCCAUGCAAUAGGGGCGCUCUGCAUUGGCUGGAGAGCUGGUAAGAGUCCCACAUCUCUUCUAUUGGGGACAACACAUUGAAUUAACUUGCAUGAUCAACAGUGAACCAAGCCAUGGAUCCAGGAUCCUGGAAAGUGGAAAUCCUGCAUUCCCCCCUACCUGAGCAGAGGUGAGCAAUUGUCUAUUGCAGGCAGCGCCACUGGGAGAGCAGUGGCUGGUGCUAGGAAUACAGUCCCCUGAGGUUGCGGCUCACCAAAGGGAUCAAGCCACUGUUGAGUGUGGGUGAGAAGGUGGAGUGUGGAGGUGCUGUCAAUGUGUCCCACCUCCCCAAUGUCGGCUCCCUCAAUCAGGCACUAAGAGUCAAUGAGGUGGCUAGCUCGAGUCUAGAAAACCCAUCUCAGCCGAAAGUGCUUUGUCACAGUCAGUGUUCACAACAGGGAGUCUGAUGUGGGAUGAUGUCAGUCUAUUGUCCUUGGAAGCAAAUUGGGGGAGUUCAACAGGACUUCUUCCCUUUUGUUUGCUUACAUUUAACCCCUCAGCCAUUACAUCUCACACUCCAUCACAUUCCCACCUGCCCCACAUGUUACCUUCAUGUCAACUUGUGCCCAACAUACCCCAAUGGCCCCUCACACCAUCCUUGAUAACUCUAACCGCUUCCAUUCUCAUUUAUCCAGUACAGGAUCAAUAAAUCUUACAAUACCAAUGGCACAUGAGGCACUGCUUUUACCAUUCAUAAUUCUAAUCUUUUUAAAAGAAUACUCGCCUCAAACCAAUAAAAAUGUUAAUCAACCAGACCUUUAAAGUAUCAAUAACAAAUUAUAGGUGUUUGACAUUUGUUUAUUUUGAGGAAAUAAACACUGUGCCAUUGAUAAAAGUGAUCACACAAAGCAGCUGAUGAUACUGUCAAAACCCUGUAAAUCUAAUUUAUACAUGUUACACGACCCUGAGCGUAAAUACAGGGUAGGGGAAGGGGUCUGGGUGGGUUACUGUUUAGAGGGUUGGUGUGGAUUUGUUGGGCUAAAGGACCUGUUUCCACACUGUAGGGAAUCUAAUCUAAUCAUGUCAGACCUCAUGCUUGGCUGAAGCCUUGACUCCCAUAACAGGAUUGUGGGUAAGCUUGUUGAACGAGGUACAGAACAGCUUACCACAGAAGUGCUCCCAAACCAAAUGCUCCUGAUGAUGGAAAACUGACUGUGAUUUUGUUUUCUUAUUCCUUCAUGGGAUAUGAGCUCUUGUUGCUGAUCGUUAAUUGUCAUUAGGAGUCAACAGUGAACCGCCAUCACAAACUGCCGCAGUCCAUGUGGUGUAGGGGCACUCUGUUGUUAGGGUGGGGGGAUGUCAGGCUAACCCAAUGACAAUUAAGGAGCAGCAACUAUAGUUUGUUAUAAAACCAGAUCAGUACCCCAAAUUACUUACAGAUAAAUUGAAUCUUUAAGUACAACAUAUGUUUUUAAAAGAAAGACAUAAAAGUCAAAGAAUAGCUGAGGAUGUAAAUUCAGCAGCUGUCUACAAUCCCUAUGUGGAUUGGAAAGAAUCCAAGAGGAAUCAUGAAAUGUGAUACCCUGAAGAGUGUCAUGGGAACUUCAAACAGAAACACCUCAAAGGGAGAAAUGCCAUUCAGAAAACUGAGAUGUGUUCUCCCAUGGCUUAUGUCAUAGACUGAUGAAUUGGAAAAAAAGGCAGUUCUGGGCAAAAAGCAUUUUUUAAAACCAUUCCAGAAGUAUAAAAGUAAGGUAAGAGUUACAAACUAGCCAUAAUCCCAGUCUCUGUGUGUUAGUGUGCUAGUUUGUGGUUCAAGUUCUACUUGUGUUAUGAAGAGGCACAGAUGAAAUUUCCUCUAGAUGCUACACGUAAAACACAUACCCUCCCUCUCGACUGAAACCAAGCCAAAUGAGGAAAUCUAUUGUUGAAAGAAAGUGAACGAAACUUUUCAGUUAACUGCAGAACAAAGGAUCUCCAAACUGCCAAAAUCAUUGCUGCCAGAAUCACCACCUUAACAUUUCACAAUUGAUUAUUCAUGGGCAAGUUGAAGAUCAGUUUUGCUUUUUGGUUUCACUUGACGCUUCUAAUCUGUGUGUAUGUUUGACACAUUUUAAUGAUUUUUUUUCGUGUUUUUAGUUGCUAAUAAACUCACUCUCCCUUUAACUUAAGAAA
Hemiscyllium ocellatum (epaulette shark) is the source of this 3292-nucleotide messenger RNA. RefSeq names its product calcineurin-like EF-hand protein 2 (gene chp2). The record is from RefSeq and is a predicted model, not a curated record. Lineage: Eukaryota; Metazoa; Chordata; Chondrichthyes; Orectolobiformes; Hemiscylliidae. Bases 189 to 830 code for a protein of 213 amino acids. The transcript has 7 exons. Gene Ontology annotation, molecular function: calcium ion binding.